AUGGCCCAAGAAGCCGCCACUAUCGACGUGUACCUCCCUCCGAUCGCAAAGCUCUCCGGCCCGGAAACCUCGGCGCGACCCGACCCAUUACGCUGGCUGCGUCAGAAUACCAUUGCUGACGUAGAUGGGAUGCCCCAGCAGUACCAAGAAUCGCUGUUGGAAUCACGUCCCAAAGCAGCCUUUAUUGCCCUAGUUCGGAAUUCCGAGGUCGAAGAGAUGGUGUACAGCAUGAUUCAGCUCGAAGCUCGGUUCAACAAUCGCUCGACCCAUCAGUACGACUGGAUCUUCUUCAACGAUGAAGAAUUUAGUAGUGAAUUCAUGUCAGCAGUUCGAGACGCGACUAACUCGCAGUGCUAUUUCGAGAUCAUUCCCGAAGAACACUGGAGCGUCCCUUCCUGGAUUGAUACUACUCGAUUCGACGUUGGUCGCCAAUUCAUGGGAAGUAUCGGGGUCGGAAAGGCAUGGCUUCAAAGCUAUCACCAUAUGUGUCGAUGGAAUGCCGGCCUAUUUGCUCGAGAGAAGCGUCUUGCCUUCUACGAAUUUUUCUGGAGAGUCGAGCCUGGAGUUGAUUUUAGCUGCAACAUUAACUACGAUGUGUUUCGCUUUAUGCGUGACAACAACAUGGCGUACGGGUUCAACAUGGCCAUUCUUGAUGACGCACGGUCUUUUCCUUCACUAUGGGACAGGACGAAGAUGUUCAUCAAGAACAACAAGAAUAUGAUCCAUGAAGAUGCCGACUAUGACUGGUUACUCCAAGAGCCUUUCCAUGGAAACGGUAUUUCGCGGCCCACCAUUGACGAUGACACAAGGGAUUUCGACCGUCUUGAGUACAACAACUGCCAGUUCUAUUCCAACUUUGAGGUUGGAUCUCUUGCUUUCUUCCGCAGCGAGGAGCAUAGAGCUUACUUUGAACAUCUUGACAGAACAGGAGGAUUCUACUACGAACGCUUUGGCGAUGCUCCUAUUCAUACUCUCAGUGUUAGCUUGUUCCUCCCGAAAAGCCGCAUCUGGUACUUCCGCGACAUCGGAUAUGCCCACGGCCUAUGCGAGCAAUGCCCCCCUCAUCAGGUCAGACUCACUGCUGAUCCAGAAUCACAACAGCAACCUCAGGCGCGUGCGGUAUUCAUUAACGAAAGCCUCUCAAAGAAACACCGUCGAUGGGAGGCCAUGUCCCAAGACGUUAUUCGCCAGGGAGGCAUACCCGGUCUGGCCUGCGGCUGCACGGUUAGCGCCAUUGAUCAUAACAAUGCCAAACUCGUGCCUUUUGAGUCGAAACAACAGAAGCCGGAGCACCCGUGCAUACGGCUGUACCUUGGCGGUAAAUGGCUCGAGAAAAGGGCUGACUGGGACCCAGAAGCCGAGAUUGCAGCUGGUCGGGAUGGUUCAGGAGGCUACCUGCUCGACGGCCUAGAGAGCAACCCUUUCUUGCGCAGCGACUCCAAUGAGCCAAAGUGA
Molecule: messenger RNA, 1455 nt
Organism: Xylaria bambusicola
Lineage: Eukaryota; Fungi; Ascomycota; Sordariomycetes; Xylariales; Xylariaceae
Product: glycolipid 2-alpha-mannosyltransferase-domain-containing protein
Exons: 2
Coding region: 1-1455 (484 amino acids)
Biological process (GO): protein N-linked glycosylation; protein O-linked glycosylation; cell wall mannoprotein biosynthetic process
Cellular component (GO): membrane; Golgi apparatus
Molecular function (GO): alpha-1,2-mannosyltransferase activity
Source: RefSeq, a predicted model, not a curated record